Molecule: messenger RNA, 1436 nt
Organism: Rattus rattus (black rat)
Lineage: Eukaryota; Metazoa; Chordata; Mammalia; Rodentia; Muridae
Gene: Ccdc69
Product: coiled-coil domain containing 69
Exons: 7
Coding region: 67-675 (202 amino acids)
Cellular component (GO): cytoplasm; nucleus
Molecular function (GO): microtubule binding
Source: RefSeq, a predicted model, not a curated record
GCGCAGCCGGCGCGGCUGCAGCUCCGGGCGAUUGAGAGUCACAGCCGGCAGGACGCACGAAUCAGGAUGGGCUGCAGGCACAGCCGGCACAGCCGCGGCAAGCGCGCGGAGAAGGUGGAAGAGACACAGACAGAACUUCUGGAGACACUGGACAAAGAGGGAAGGAUCCUGGCAGGAAGGCAUGAGGAGACUGGGCAAGUCCAGCAGACAUCGAAUGCACAGGAGAAAGAUGCUCUUAGUGACUGCGUCCUAGAGGCCAAAGCCUCAUUGCAGAACACCUGUGCAAUUCAUGUCCCACCACAAGAGGCCAGACAAGCCAAGAUGAACAAGGUGGACGGGUCCAUCCUUAGCCGACUCUAUAGAAACCACAUCCAGGAUUAUGGGAGCCCUGGCCCAUUCUGGGAGCAAGAGCUGGAGAGUCUACACCAUGUUAUUGAGAUGAAGAAUGAGCGAAUUCAUGAACUCGAGAAGCAGCUCUUCCUCCUGGAGAUGCUGAAAGAAAAAAAUCUGAUCUUAGCGCUGAAAAACACCACCCUGCAGCAGGAGGUUGAGGACCUACAAUUCCAAGCUAGGAACAGGUUGGCCAUGUCAAGGCAGCUCCGGAAAGACCUACUUCAGGACCUCGAAAAGGAGUCACAGAAUGGCCACUGCUGCAACAGACGGAGAAGCCACUGAAUAUCUGAGUACUAGAGGCCAGCACCUCCUCCAUCUUACCUCGCCCUCUGAUACGCUUCAAAGGCCUCUGCCCUCAGUGUAAAGGAAGGAGCAGGGACUGGGCCUACCAUGGUUCUGAGACUCACUGCUCCCUCCAAAGACUCUGUGAAAAAGAGAGCAAAAGCCACUCCAUUCUUCUCCCAGGAUGGAUGAGGUGGGGGGUGGGGGUGGGGAGAGCUCCUACAAAGCUGGUGGGGAAACUUGGGGCACCAAGACCACCCCUCGAAGUGCCUUUCCUUAGUCGGCCCAGGGAACAAGCAGGUAGUUAUCUCCGUCCCUUUGCUCUGUCCUCAUGAGAGCAUUCAAGACGUCUCCCAUGGCAGCUGGAGCCAUUUGUACCAUGGGACAAAGAGGGGCAGCCCCAAUCCCAGACCAUCACCUUUGCUGACAAGUCACCGACCUAUCAAGUUCUUAGUGCCACACCCAUAACUCUGACUCAGAGAAAAAACGGUAAAAGACACAAUUCAAGAAAAAGGAACACAGUAUUGUUUUUAAUGAGAGGGGUCUCAACACAUAGCCUAACCUUGAACUCAAAGUCACUCUGCCUCAGCCUCCUGAGUGCUGGGAACAUGGGCACGUACCACCACACCCAUCCCGAUAAGGGGUUGAAUCUGCUAUAGAGCUAAGCACUGUUACUAUAUUUAAGUAUAUUUAUCUAAGGUUUUAAUGUGAAAAUUAAAUUUUUUUUGUUAAAAUAAAACUCUAUUUUUCAUGUCCUUUUC